ACAUUCUUCAUGAUUAGUUUGAGAUAUAGGGAGAAUGUACACAAAUAGGCCUACUAUAAACUUACCAAGCACUGCACAACACUGAUGCUGCAGACUGAAUAUUUCAAGUAUUUAUUUCAAUACUUACAGUAUUUCUUACCAUAAUCAGUUACAGUAAUCAACCAACAAUGAAAUCAAUGAAACAAAUAAAAUCUGUAGACAAAUAAAAAUUACUGCAUGAAGUACAUACACUUUGACUCUGAAGAAAAACUACUGUAAAAGCAACAAGAAUACUGUAACUAUUCAUCAUCUCUCCGUCUGGCUGGAUCAGGCCAUAUAGCACACCUGAGUGCUGCGUUUUCAAAUUAGCACAUGUGUGCUUCCACACCUGGUGGAUGUGUUUAUCCAAUUUGUUCAUUGGUGUGGUCAUUGGCAAUCCGGGGCUUUGUAAUGACAAGGAAGUAACCUCACAAUCCUUAUCUGUGUCUAAGAUUCAGUGAUCCUGAUCAACCAGAGCAUGAUCUGGGAGGACGCGUUAUACUACUGCAGAGAUCACCAUGGCGACCUUGUCUCCAUCACCAACCUGGACGAUCAGCGCUGGGUCCAGGAGAGAGCCAAGAUGGCCUCCACUCCCCACGUGUGGAUGGGACUGCGCUACACCUGCACUCUGGACUUCUGGUUCUGGGUCAGUGACGAGACGGUCCGCUACAAGAACUGGGCCCUCCCCCAGUCUGGGGACGACUGCAACAUGUCUGGAGCCAUGGACCGAGAGGGAACUUGGGUCAAACUGAUCGAUGAUGACCACCAGCUUAACUUCAUCUGUUCCAAGUAAAAACCAGCAGAAUGUAACUAAGUUACA
This is a messenger RNA of Perca fluviatilis (European perch), 838 nucleotides long. RefSeq names its product low affinity immunoglobulin epsilon Fc receptor-like. The coding region runs from base 497 to 811 and encodes 104 amino acids. The transcript is spliced from 2 exons. Lineage: Eukaryota; Metazoa; Chordata; Actinopteri; Perciformes; Percidae. The record is from RefSeq and is a predicted model, not a curated record.